UUCAUUCAAUUGAUAUCUUUACCAAACGGAUCAUGAUUGCUUUAAAAUAAGGAAACAAGAAGAAAAUCCACCUCGAACCCCCCUCCCUUCUUUUCUUCUCUCUAUCAUCAAAUCUCGAAUCUUUGUAGAGAGGGACAGAUCAAAGGAGUUGGAUACUCGAUCCCAUGAACAUCUUGCUAUCUGGGUUUUGAUUUGAUAACCGGAGAUGAAGGAAGAUGAAUCUAAUUGGUUCUCAAAGUGGGAAGAAGAACUGCCGAAGCCAGAAGAGCUUAUACCCUUAUCUCAAACCCUAAUCACACCUGAUCUUGCGAUCGCCUUCGAUAUUGGAAGUUCCCAAAUCCCACUCAACCACCAUCAUCAGUCACUUCAACACCACCAACAACCGCCGGCGAUUUCAACCCCGUCGUCACAGCCAAAUUCGGGGGAAUUCGAUUCAUCUGAGCUUGGUGGUGGUGGUGAUGAGCCGGCUCGCACCCUAAAGCGUCCUCGUCUCGUCUGGACUCCACAACUCCACAAGCGAUUCGUGGACGCUGUUGCUCAUUUGGGGAUCAAGAACGCCGUCCCCAAAACCAUAAUGCAGCUCAUGAGUGUUGAUGGGUUGACUCGAGAAAACGUCGCGAGUCACCUCCAAAAAUACAGGCUUUACUUGAAACGUAUGCAGGGUUUGUCUUCCGGUGGCGGGGGCAACGGUGCUGGUGGAUUUGGGUCUGGCGGAGACCCCGCUACCGACCAUUUGUUUGCAAGUUCACCGGUGCCACCUCAUUUUCUCCAUCAAUCUCACCCCAAUUCCGACAAUUUCCUGCCAUAUAUGCCGGUGGCUGCACUUCAGCAGCAACAUCACCACCAACAGAUGGCGGCCGUCGCAGGGCAUCAUCUCCAUCGGCAUGUGGGCCAUUUUGGGUCGGUCACUAAUGGGCAGUCCAAUCAUCAGUUUUUGAGCAGACAAUCGAAUCAACCUCUUCACAGGGUAGGGACUCCAGUUCAUAAUUCUUACAUGGAUGAUCUGGAAUCUGCAAAAGAGAAAAAGGCUCUGACAUUGUUCCCAAUUGGGGAUGAUUGAAUUUGGGUGCUUUUCACUCCUAAACAUUGAAUUAUUACUGGUAUAUGGUGAUCAUGCCAAAUUUGCUGCUAUGAGGGUUUUAAGAGUUAUUGUUGAACAAAGAUGACAUUGUUGAUGAUGCUGGCGAUAGUGAAAGGCAAAUGCCGAUACAAAACGUCUUCUUUGACAAAACGAGAAGACCGAUGACAUGGCAAUUUGCUACAUAUUUAAAGACCUGAGCUUGUAUCCAUGUUGGUAAACUUCAUAUGUGUAGGCAUUUUACUUCUCCUGUUACUUAUUUUUACAUGUGAAAAGAUGAUCUUUGCUUCAUUGUAAAUUCGGGGUUGUUGGUAGACCCUGAAACCGAUCUUUGAUCAUAUAAUUAAAAAAAAAUAUAUCUAAUAAUACUCUUGUAUCA
This is a messenger RNA of Lactuca sativa (garden lettuce), 1457 nucleotides long. RefSeq names its product transcription factor MYBC1. The record is from RefSeq and is a predicted model, not a curated record. NCBI's taxonomy places the organism in Eukaryota, Viridiplantae, Streptophyta, Magnoliopsida, Asterales, Asteraceae. Gene Ontology annotation, molecular function: DNA-binding transcription factor activity; DNA binding. Gene Ontology annotation, cellular component: nucleus. Gene Ontology annotation, biological process: regulation of DNA-templated transcription.